AUGAAAUCCACUUUUCUUGUUUCUCUUAUACCUUUCGUACAGGGUGUCCUGGACUCCGCAGAGGUUGUAGUUAUUAUCAGCAACGACCGUGUUGUUACUUCCGCGCAGUGCGUAUAUGGCCUAGAGGCAUCACCCACGAUUCUUUCCGUGAGGGCAGGCUCAAGCAAAACGUCUUCUGGGGGAUCUGCAUGGACAGUAUCGAAGAUUGAUCGGAAUACUCGGUUUAACACUGACACCAAUGAUUUCGACGUUGCCGUGCUCGAGCUAUUUUCUCCUCUCGUACCCGGCCCGACUGUCAAGCCGAUUGAAUUUAUUCAGUCUGGUCAGGAGCCAGAGGAUGGGACUGAAUGCGUGGCUUCCGGCUGGGGUGACUCGGGAGGACAAUUACAAUCGGUUACACUCCCUAUCGUGAACCGAGAAGAAUGCAAUCGAACUUAUGCCGGCCAAGUCACCGACCGUAUGAUCUGUGCUGGCUCGGAAACUGGUAAAGGUACCUGUCCAGGAGACCGUGGUGGCCCGGUUACUUGCGGUGGUACAUUUGCUGGAAUCAUCUCUCAAACUAAUGGAUGCGAACUACUUGGUCGUCCAGACGUUUUCACCGAUGUUGCCAACUCUUAUAUUCAAUCUUGGAUACAGGAUCAGUAA
Molecule: messenger RNA, 645 nt
Organism: Penicillium psychrosexuale
Lineage: Eukaryota; Fungi; Ascomycota; Eurotiomycetes; Eurotiales; Aspergillaceae
Product: serine protease
Exons: 2
Coding region: 1-645 (214 amino acids)
Biological process (GO): proteolysis
Molecular function (GO): serine-type endopeptidase activity
Source: RefSeq, a predicted model, not a curated record